AUGUCGACUAUCAUGAGAACGCUGCGCAACUUGCGCUCAAUUGGCCUCAAGGAAUAUGGCCACCAAAUGCAGUACAUGGGUGACACCAAGGCCGGUACCCUCGUGGGCCAGGAUCGUUACGGCAACAAGUACUUUGAGAACAUGGAGGACCUGCCCUUGAGAACGAGAUGGUGCGACUACAAGGACCAGGAAUUCAACCCUGACCAGAUUGAGCCCGGAUGGCACGCAUGGAUGUCAUACAUGGUCGACAAAGCACCAUCCCAGGACCCCCUCCUUCAGAGACAAGUUCGCCCGUGGGAGCCUGCAGAGCACCGUCCCUGCUUGACCUGGAGCAGAAGUGCAUACAGACCCUUCAACACUGUCAAGAACAAGUACCAGCCAUGGACCCCAGUCGCUGCUGCUAGAAGAUAAGCGAAUGCAUGCGCGGCUUUUUCUAGGGUUUAUUAGCGGGAAAGGCGUGAAGGAUUGCGGUCUACGCCUUUCCGAUUAUUGAGAGCUGAUAAGAGAAUGGCUUUUGCGUCGCGGCAUGCCUAUCUCUGCAGGUGAUAUGACUGGAAUCCUCACCCAGCGAACCAAUUAAAUUCUCUUUGUCAAUACCAAAUGGCGUAUAGCGGUCUGUUAAUAAAUUUUGCCGUAUCCGAAUUGCUCGUCUUUCGU
Molecule: messenger RNA, 657 nt
Organism: Aureobasidium subglaciale EXF-2481
Lineage: Eukaryota; Fungi; Ascomycota; Dothideomycetes; Dothideales; Saccotheciaceae
Exons: 8
Coding region: 1-411 (136 amino acids)
Biological process (GO): mitochondrial respiratory chain complex I assembly; response to oxidative stress
Cellular component (GO): membrane
Source: RefSeq, a predicted model, not a curated record